Molecule: messenger RNA, 1713 nt
Organism: Tarenaya hassleriana
Lineage: Eukaryota; Viridiplantae; Streptophyta; Magnoliopsida; Brassicales; Cleomaceae
Product: protein NRT1/ PTR FAMILY 2.8
Exons: 3
Coding region: 1-1713 (570 amino acids)
Biological process (GO): transmembrane transport
Cellular component (GO): plasma membrane
Molecular function (GO): transmembrane transporter activity
Source: RefSeq, a predicted model, not a curated record
AUGGAAGUCGAGUCUUCAUCGUCUUCCUCUCCUUCACGUGGGGAUGGGCAUCAUGAACCCGAAGAUCAGUCUUCUCGCAAGAAGAAAAGAGGAGGAUGGAGAGCUGUCAAAUACAUUCUUGGGAACGAGUCAUUCGAAAAGCUCGCCUCGAUGAGCUUGAUAGCGAAUCUGACAGUGUAUCUACAGAACAAGUACAACAUCGGUGGUGUCUUCUUGGUCAACAUCGUGACCAUAUGGUCUGGUCUAUCCAAUAUCUCUGCAGUGGCCGGAGCUUUUGUCUCUGAUGCUUAUCUUGGAAGGUUCUGGACCCUUCUCCUCGGAUCCAUCGCCUCCUUUCUCGGGAUGGGAAUGAUGGCUCUGACUGCGGCUCUCCCGAAGUUAAGGCCCCGAAAUUGCAGCAACGAACGUUCAGAAUGUCCAAAGCCAGAGCCAUUGCAGCUCGUGGCUCUCUUCACUGGCCUAGGGUUACUGGCUCUUGGAGCUGGUGGGGUCAGACCGUGCAAUAUCGCGUUCGGAGCUGAUCAGUUCGAUACGAACACUCCCAAAGGCAAAGCCCAGCUCGAGACGUUCUUCAACUGGUGGUACUUCUCCUUCACUGUUGCCCUCGUGAUUGCCCUAACCGGGGUCGUGUAUAUCCAGUCUAAUAUCAGCUGGUUCAUCGGUUUCUUGAUCCCCACGGCUUGCCUUCUCUUGUCGAUCACCAUUUUCCUGUUCGGCCGGCACACUUACAUCUGUGCAAAGCCUCAGGGGAGUGUGUUUUCGGACAUGUUUAAGGUCGUAGCCGCAGCUUUAAGGAAGCGUAAGGUGAAAAUCAGUGACGAUGUAACCUUCUAUGAUGCUCCUCUUGACCAGCCUGGAUCCUCCACUCGGCUUCUGGGCACAGACAGGUUAGGGUUUCUUGACAAAGCGUCGAUAGUAAUGGAUCCGAACGAGAUAAACGAAGAAGGAAGACCGAGAAACGACUGGAGAUUAUGCAGUUUGCAGCAGGUGAAGAACCUGAAGUGCGUGCUCGGGGUUCUACCAGUUUGGGUGGCGGGAAUCGCCUGUUUCAUGCUGAUGGAUCAGCAAAACACGUUCGGAAUCCUUCAAGCGAUUCAAAUGGACAAAUCAAUCGGUCCCCAUUUCAGAAUCCCGCCAGGAUGGAUGAAUCUCGUCUCGAUGGUGGCCCUUUCGGCCUGGAUCUUGGCAUACGAAUGCAUCUGCAUUCCGGCCACGAGAUUCAUCACGGGACGGAACAGGAGACUGACGAUCAAACAGCGGAUAGAGAUAGGGAUCGUGAUGGGGAUAGCAUGCAUGGUAGUAGCAGGUUUCUUGGAGAAGAAGCGACGUGCUUCCGCCCUAAGAAACGGCUCUUUCGUCUCGUCGAUCUCUGUCCUACUGCUUCUGCCGCAGUUCGCGCUCUCGGGCUUGAUGGAAGCUUUCUCGUGCGUGGCCCUGAUGGAGUUCCUCACCAUGAGAAUGCCGGAACACAUGAGAACUGUCGCAGGAGCAAUCUUUUUCCUGAGCUCAUCGAUGGCGAGUUACAUCAGCACGCUUCUAGUCGAUGUAAUACACAACGUGACGAGCAGAGGCGGGAAAUCUCCAUGGCUGGGAGGGCGCGAUCUGAACAAGAACAGGCUUGAGUACUACUAUUUCAUCAUAGGCGCCAUUGAAUUCGUGAAUUUGAUGUAUUUCAGAUUCUUCGCUGGUCGGUUCGCCUCUGAGAAUAUAUAG